Cherax quadricarinatus is the source of this 1412-nucleotide messenger RNA. RefSeq lists its product as uncharacterized. Gene Ontology annotation, cellular component: extracellular region. Lineage: Eukaryota; Metazoa; Arthropoda; Malacostraca; Decapoda; Parastacidae. The record is from RefSeq and is a predicted model, not a curated record. Gene Ontology annotation, molecular function: hormone activity.
GUUACCGGUCCAAGACACAGCCUUAGAUACUCACACUCAGGCUAUGCGAGGCACCAUGAUGAUCGGAGCGGUGGUGGCAGUGAUGGUGGCAGCGGUGGUGGCAGGUCGGAUGUCAGCAGCACGAGCAGACACUUCAGCCGUGGAAGCCCUACAAGCCAUGCAUGAAGCAGCCAUGGCUGGCAUCCUGGGCUCAGCUGAGAUCCAGUACCCUAACAGACCCAGCAUGUUCAAGUCACCAGUGGAACUCAGGCAAUACCUCGACGCUCUCAAUGCUUACUACGCCAUUGCUGGACGACCAAGGUUUGGUAAACGAGGCAACCACGGCCCCCAGCGGACUGAGGAACUUGAUGAUUACUGACCCACUAAUCUUCCCAUAACUCCCACCCAUCAUACAUCCUUACAAUAAACUCUCCGCCACUCAAUGACCCACUAGUCUUAACUCUCACUUAUCAUCCCUCCCUAAUUUUACCUCUAGUGCCCCGCCACCUAUUUUCCCGACCCGCCUACAGUGUCAGCCGUCCGGCUUCUCUUACAUCCUACAAACAACACAUUAACUUUACAUAAAACAUGCAACCCCUACAAACAAUCGUGUUAAAACUCUUACAAUCCCUGCCUGCCAGGUAAACACAACCAACAUUUACACACUCUGAACAGUCCACAUCCCUCUUCCCCAUCCCUAAAUCCUUAAACUACUGUUGCCUCCGAUUACGAACAUGCAUCCAUUUUAUAAGACGCUUCAGGAAUUUCACUCAGCUGUACGGUGACGUCAAGUGAACGUAGUCAUCAACAGCCAAAACGUUCUUGUGUGCUGUCUAGAAACUAAACUGAGGGGUUCAAAUCUGGCUGAUCAUCCCGUGUACAUGCAAGUUGGUCUCGUCAGUUGGUUUCAUCGUAUAUCAAUGAUCUUGUCUAAUAGUUAAUAGUUUCACCUGAAAAAAUGGUCUCCCCUCCUCCGCUGGUUUUGCCUUGCAUGUUUCCUGGUCUAACUUCAAGCUCUUAUAGUCUUGUCAGCACGAAAGUCUGGUUCCAUGCAACAGCAGCCACCACACGCUCACCCUCUGGUCUCAGGCCACCUCACUGUCACUAACUUACCGAGAUAAAGGAAAACUCCCGGAAGCUGCUCAGUGUUGUCGACGCUCCGAGCAAUUUGUUCUCGCUCCUGAUUCCAUGUUAAGGAAGUUCUGGUUCACCUGCACUAAGAAGCUAACACCUUUCACAUACUACUGAUACUCCUGCUGUAGACCUCUCCUUGAAUACUCCAUAAAAUAUACGAGAACUACAUCUCUCUAUACUGUAGGAGGUUCAAUACUACAUACUAAGACAGAACAAACUGAUGUCUUAUUUUUUAUUUUAUUUACAUACUGUAUGUGCCAAACAUUAUAUAUUAAGAGAAAAAUAUAUAAGAAAAAUAA